AUGUCGGACGCGCCCGCGCUGCGUCUCAGGCUGGGCGCGAUCGGGGCGGUGCUCCGGGCUGUCCAUGGGGCCGAUCGGCACCGGGCGUUGUCGAGGGUUCAGUCCAACGCCGUCGUCGCCAUGCUGCACCGCGCGUGGGCAAACAUCCCACGCGAGGAUCAGGCAGCGCUGUCACUUAUGAUCAUCAGUGUGGACUGGUACCAGGGUCACGACGGGCCAAUGACGGCUAUACUUGGCAGGGAUUCAUCCGCGGCGUUGAAGCGCGCCCGUCAAGCCCAGCAGAAGUACACAGGCUUCGUCGAGUUCCUCACUGAAGACAAAUGGUCCAAAUUGAUGCCCGAUGACGGCGGCGUCAACGCGUGCGAGCACGCGACCAAGCAGAUGGCUUCGAUGUGGCUUCUCAUGUGCGAUCCUAACGCGCACAAGAUGAACGGUUUUCAGUUGAAGGCAAACCAUGGCUACGUCAAGAAGGAAUACAGGAACAUUGCAGGCAAAUCCCCGAGGCCCGACACCUACAUGGCCACGCUGCCGAGUCUGCCAACUGACCUGGCGCGUUCAUACCCGCGGGCCUACGCCAAGGCACGCUGCGCUCGCGCGGGCGACGGGCCCGCGCGGUGCCCCCUGGACAUGGCCAAGCUUCGGGGCAUUGGCAAUGCGCAUCGGUGCAGAGGAAUGGGGGCCGAGAAGCACGCGGCUCAGCCAAUGGGCGGAGGGCCGCAGGGCCCGGGCAAUGCGGCAAGCGGCCAGUUGGUGCCAUUCGCCCCGAGCGGAGGGCCGCAGGACGACAUCGGGCAUAUUCUUGCCCAGCAGGCCCAGCAGAUGCAGCGCGCGCAGACCAUGGCCACGACCGCCAUGCCCCUCGUGGCGGGAGGGCGCGUCGGAGCGGGGGCGGGCUCAGCAGGUGACGGAAUAGCGCAAUUCAUGGAUGCCUCAGAGGUCUUCGGGGGCGCCGCUCGGCCGGGCCGCCGCGGGACCAACGCGGCGCCAGGUCCACCUGCCGCGGCUCCAGCGGCCGCGGACCCAGCUGCCGCAUCGCCGGCCGCAGCUCCAGCUGCCGCUGCCGCAGCUCCAGCAGCCGCCGCGCCCGCUGACUGCGCUGGGGCAGUGGCCUUGGCAGCCCCAGCGAAUGCACCGCAAACCCUGGCGCAGAACUUGAAGCGCACGGUGGGUCAGGCCAUGGGCACGAUGCAGGCGAAGCGCGAAGAGGCCAAGGCGAAAUCCAAGGCGAAGAGGGCAAUGAAGAAGCCCGCGGCAAAGCCAGCCAAGGCGAAGAAGGACGACGAGGAAGAUGGGGGGGCAAAGAAGACGCCGACGCCGGGUGCCCGCACGACCAAGGAGGUAACGCUCGCGCAUGGGAAGCGCGGCGCGGGCGACACGGCUGCCAAGUUGGGCCCGCCCAAGACAAGGGCCGACAGGGCGACCAAGGCGACCCCGCCCAAGACGAAGGCCAACAAGGCGACCCCGCCCAAGACGAAGGCCGACGAGAAGCUGAUCGACAUCUCCGACCUGGCAGUCCUGACAAAGAAGACGCUGAACGCCACCGCGCGCGAGCGCUUCGCUUCGAAGGCCUACCACGCGGCGAGGCAGAGGGCGAAGGCCGCUGGCAAGCCGACAGGCGAGAUGAAGGAGCUCGGCAGGAUGGCUCACGCGGCUUCAGCGGCUAGCUGGGACAAGCUCAAGGGCGGCUGA
Prorocentrum cordatum is the source of this 1689-nucleotide messenger RNA. Lineage: Eukaryota; Dinophyceae; Prorocentrales; Prorocentraceae. The record is from the annotation of a GenBank genome assembly.